AUGGCUCGUGGAAGAAAACCAACUAACGAUGGAGGUGCUAAGAACACCCGCAAGAACAAGAUUACUGUUGACCAUGUUGAUGAGGGGUUGGUUCACUCUCAACACUCAGAGCCCUCUCAGCACUCAGAGCCCUCACAGCAUACUGAGAAGUUUGUGUUGGAACCCGCUGUUCGUGAAGCUGUUAGGGAUGAAAUCCUUGGGAUGAUUCAGGAGUUUCUGCCAGAUAUCAUGAAAGGGGCUUUUAAAUCAUUGAAAGAUGACGUGUUGAAGGAUAUUGGGACUAAGAAAAAGAAUGCAACUAAUGAUGAUACCGAUAGUGAAGGGGAUGGUACAGGCAAGAAUGGAAAAGGGGGUUGUAAUUAUGCAGCUUUUAAGAGGUGUGACCCACCUCGUUUUGAUGGACGAAAGGACGCAGUGGCGACAUGUCAUUGGCUGUCUGAGAUGGAGGCUGUAAUCUCUAUUAGUGAGUGUCGCGCUGAUCAGGCGGUGAAAUUUGCUGCUCAUUCGUUCAUCGCCGAGGCACUACACUGGUGGAACACUAUUCGGGAAAGGAAGAGUGCUCAAGAGUUGGAUGAUAUGAAAUGGGAAGAUUUGAAGCAGAUGGUAAAAAAGAAAUUUUGUGCUCUUAACGAAAUUGAGAAAAUUGAGAAAGAGUUCCUAACUUUCAAAGCAGGGAAAUUGUCACACCGGGAGUAUACUUCCAAAUACAUUGAGAUGGCACGUCCCAUACCGUACAUGUCUGGGAAUGAUGAAAGGUGGAAGAAACAUUACAUUGAGGGGUUGCCUGAUAGGGUUAGGCACUUGGUAAAGGCUCAUGCUCCUCUUGAUUUUGAUGCAGCAGUUGAGCUAAGUGCGACUCUUUACGAUGAUGUAUUAGCAGUUGAAGAAAAGGUGGAGGAACCAGAAAAGAAAAAGUGGGUUGGGUCGAAUAAGAGGUUCAGGGGUGAACAUGGGGAUACAAGUGAUAAGAGGGUUAAAACUGAGAACUUGGGUACAUGCAGGAAGUGCGGAAAAACGCACUCUGGGGAUUGCUCAAUGAAGACCAUUCUAUGUUUCCGUUGUGGGCAAACGGGACACUUUGCUAAUGAUUGUAAGGCUGGCCCUAAGUGUUACAAAUGUGGGGGUUUUGGGCACAUAUCCAGAGAAUGCAGGGGCAAAAAGGGCGAGGGGUCAAGCCAGGGUCCUGCUGAGGUCAAGAAAGAGGAUGUGAAACCGAAGGCAAAUGCACGGGCCUUCACGAUGACUAAGGCUGAGGCGAAGACUGAUCCGAAUGUUGUUUCAGGUACAUUCCUUGUUAAUGAUGUUCCUGCUUCUGUGUUAUUUGACUCUGGGGCCAGUAGGAGUUUUGUGGCCCAUUCCUUUUGUGGUAAAUUGCGUAGAAUGCCUAGGAAGAUUGAGGAACCAUUUUGUGUUGAAACUGCUGUGGGUCGACCUACUAGUGUGACCGAUGCUUUAGAUGAUUGUUUUAUUGAUUUGGAAGGUCAUAGGUUCCCUGCUAGACUGUUUAUCAUUACGUUGGGUGGUUUUGAUGUGGUAUUGGUAAUGGAUUGGUUGUCCGCGUUUAAUGCAGAUAUCGUUUGUCGGGAAAAAAUGAUACGAUUGACGUCAUUAGAAGGGAGUCCUGUGACAGUUUAUGGCGAUAAGGUGUGCUCUUCGCCGAAAAUCAUUUCUAUGAUGAAGGCGGUAAAAUUCUUGAGGCGCGGGUGUGGAGCUUACUUGGCAUAUGUCAUCGAUGACGAUGUGGAACGUAAGGAGUUGGCUGAUGUGCCUGUGGUGUGUGACUUCCCUGAUGUUUUUCCUGAUGAUUUGACGGGAGUGCCACAGGAACGGGAAAUUGAGUUCCAAAUUGACUUGCUGCCAGGAGCUCAGCCAGUUGCCAGAGCGCCUUACCGUCUGGCUCCGACCGAAAUGAAAGAGUUGAUGGAGCAGCUUCAGGAUCUUUUGGAUAAAGGAUUCAUUCGACCGAGCAUCUCUCCGUGGGGUGCUCCGGUGUUGUUUGUGAAGAAAAAAGAUGGUAGCAUGCGUAUGUGCAUUGACUAUCGGGAGUUGAAUAAACUCACGGUGAAAAACAAAUAUCCUUUGCCACGCAUCGACGAUUUAUUUGAUCAGCUACAGGGAGCGAAGUGGUUUUCCCGAAUUGAUUUGAGGUCAGGUUAUCAUCAGUUACGGGUAAGAGAGGAAGACAUUCCGAAGACAGCUUUCCGUACGCGCUAUGGUCAUUAUGAGUUUCUGAGUGAAGAGGAUCACACGGUUCACUUGCGAGAGGUGUUAGAGAUGCUACGGAAGGAGAAACUUUAUGCUAAGUUCUCCAAGUGUGCUUUUUGGUUACGCGAGGUUCAGUUUUUGGGGCAUGUUAUUAAUUCAGAAGGAAUUAUGGUGGAUCCUGCUAAGAUAGAUGCAAUAGUGAAUUGGAGUCCUCCUAAGACUCCAUCAGAAAUUCGCAGCUUUUUGGGUCUCGCGGGCUACUAUAGGAGAUUUAUUCAGGAUUUCUCCAAGCUAGCAUCACCAUUGACUCGGUUGACAAGGAAAGAGGCAAAAUUUGUGUGGGGUGCGGAGCAGGAAACCGCAUUCGAGGUGCUAAAGAAGAGAUUGACCGAAGCUCCGCGUGGGAGGGUGAUAGCCUACGCUUCACGUCAGUUGAAAACUCAUGAGGUUAACUACCCUACUCACGAUUUGGAGCUGGCGGCAGUGAAAGAGUUGAACAUGAGACAACGGAGAUGGCUCGAAUUGAUUAAGGACUACGACUGCGAAAUCCUUUAUCACCCUGGGAAAGCGAAUGUGGUCGCUGACGCGUUGAGUCGUAAGGAGAGACACACACCCAUUCGAUUGAAAGAAGCGCAGACUGAGGCAUUGCGUGAGGAUAGGUUGAAGGGCGAACGGGUAUUCGGCCAGCAUGGGAUGUUGACCGAAAAUAACCAAGGGGCAACCAAGAUGUAUCAGGAUUUGAAGAGGGAUUACUGGUGGCCGGGUAUGAAGUAUGAUGUGACCCAGUAUGUAGGGAAGUGUUUGACGUGUCUCCAGGUGAAAGCAGAGCAUCAAAAACCGUAUGGGAAGAUUCAGCCGUUAGAGAUUCCCGAAUGGAAAUGGGAACACAUUACCAUGGAUUUUAUCACAAAGCUACCAAAGACAUCUAAGCGCCACGACACUAUAUUGGUGAUUGUGGAUAGACUAACAAAGAGCGCUCAUUUUCUGCCGAUCCGUGAAGCAUUCUCGUCUGAGCAGUUAUCAGAAGUGUUUGUGAAUGAAAUUAUUGCUCGACAUGGGUUGGGAUAG
Helianthus annuus (common sunflower) is the source of this 3273-nucleotide messenger RNA. RefSeq lists its product as uncharacterized. Lineage: Eukaryota; Viridiplantae; Streptophyta; Magnoliopsida; Asterales; Asteraceae. The transcript is spliced from 7 exons. The record is from RefSeq and is a predicted model, not a curated record. Bases 1 to 3273 code for a protein of 1090 amino acids. Gene Ontology annotation, biological process: proteolysis. Gene Ontology annotation, molecular function: zinc ion binding; aspartic-type endopeptidase activity; nucleic acid binding.